Molecule: messenger RNA, 558 nt
Organism: Aspergillus terreus NIH2624
Lineage: Eukaryota; Fungi; Ascomycota; Eurotiomycetes; Eurotiales; Aspergillaceae
Exons: 1
Coding region: 1-558 (185 amino acids)
Source: RefSeq, a predicted model, not a curated record
AUGACCGACCAACCCGACAUCAACGCAAUCCGCGAAGCCGACUACCAGCGCUUCAAAAACUACGCCGCAAUAACCUUCCUCGUCGCCUCGCCGGUCCUCAUCGCGCUCCCACCCCGCAAACUCGACCACCUCACCGUCCUCCUCACAAGCGCCUUCUGCGUCUCCGCGAACCACCUGACGCGCGAACGCACGGGGCGCAGCAUCAUCGACCGGCUCGAGGCGCGGCUCGCCUCGGCGCGCGUGCCGGAUCUGCCGAGCCAGCGGGCGCAGGAAAUCCAGGCGCAGCUGCGGGCGGCGCGCGACGCGCAGAUCCGCGAGGGCGGCGUCGUCGGCGAGGAGCUGGAGAAGAUGAAGGCGCGCCAGGCGCAGGAGAAGGGCGUCGUCGAGCGCUUCUGGAUGGGCGGGGAGACGCCCGGGUGGAAGGAGCGGCGGCUUGCGGAGGAGCAGAAGGCGCUCGAGGAGGGGCGCGGGUAUGGCGAUUUGAUUAAGGAGCAUAUUUGGGAUGUGUGGACGUGGGGGCAGAAGGAUCAGUCGCCGUCUGGGGAGAAGAAGGAGUAG